Molecule: messenger RNA, 855 nt
Organism: Galendromus occidentalis (western predatory mite)
Lineage: Eukaryota; Metazoa; Arthropoda; Arachnida; Mesostigmata; Phytoseiidae
Product: calcium-binding protein P-like
Exons: 3
Coding region: 1-855 (284 amino acids)
Source: RefSeq, a predicted model, not a curated record
AUGCCCCCAGCCCCGAAGUCCAGCAAAGUUCUGGGGAAGAAGAAGAAACAAGGUGCUAAGAGCAAAUCGGUGAUCAAGAAAGGUCGAAAAUCUGGAGCAAAAUCAGCAUUGGCGAAAAAGGACAAGAAGAAAGGACUUGGAGGCUCGAUCCUAUCAAAGAAAUCCCUUCUGAGCAGAGCCGGAGGGCGACGGGAACUUGGGGGGAGCAAGCUCCUCGGGAAUGUCAAACUGGGGAAAUUGAAGAAGUCACAAUUAGUUCAGAAGCCAAUGUUAGAAGGUACGAAAAGGACUGCGCCAGCGCCCAUGCUCAGGAACCCCACUACGGCGCAGCAACCGGCCUCCUCGAAACAACAGCCCCAACAAGAACAGCGGCAGCAGCCGCAGCAGCAGCAAUACUCGCGAUCGCAGCAGCAACAGUACCAGCAACAACAACAGCAACAAAUGAUGCAACAAUAUCCGCCGGGCUAUCCUGGUCAGGGGUUCCCUCAACCGAACGGUUACGGCGGCUAUCCGCCGAUGCCAGGGCAGGGAUUCGCAGAUCCUUCACAAGUACAACCUGAGUACCAGCAGCAAGCGCCGGGCAUGCCUCCUGCUGAAUGGAGUCCCGAGCAACAGAGUUUUGUCGAUCCCUCCCAACAAUAUCCCGGUCAAGCACCGAACAACUACAUGGGUUACAACCCCUAUGAGGCGCCCCAGGGAGGGUUCCAAGGUCAAGACCCCGGCUAUGCCAAUCCUUACGGAGCGCCUCCGUACGAUCCGAAUGCUUUCGACGCGAACGUCCCGAUGACCGGACAGCAACCACCCAUGGGCGGCCCUGUGCCGGAUUGGGAUCCUUACAACGUUUACAAUCCCUGA